Molecule: messenger RNA, 408 nt
Organism: Purpureocillium lilacinum
Lineage: Eukaryota; Fungi; Ascomycota; Sordariomycetes; Hypocreales; Ophiocordycipitaceae
Source: RefSeq, a predicted model, not a curated record
AUGCAACGCCCAGGCCCAGAAGCCUGUUCGGAAAGCCGAGUAUGUGCGAGCGAGCAACCAGGCAGACGGCCGACAGACGACCGAGCGACCGGAAUACGUUGGGACGGACGGUGGCAAGGCGGCUGGAGGCAGUGGCGUGCCCGCCUGAAUGCUACGUGGCAUCUUUCUGGGGAGAUGGGAUGCAGUCCGCUUCCCACGGUGCCGACAUACUUGCUAGGGGAAACCUGUGGUUACUCUGCCCCUGGGGGAUAUCUCCUCGUCCGGCACGAAGCACUGGCUCUCGCCGCGGCGUUCUCAAGAUCUGAGGAGUACCCGUCCAUAGCAUGGUCCCGUUGCCUCUCAGUCAUCUCCCAGAGGAAUGACACUCCUUUGAAUUCGAAUUACCAGCCCCUGAGGUGCCAAACCUGA